Molecule: messenger RNA, 7254 nt
Organism: Podarcis muralis (Common wall lizard)
Lineage: Eukaryota; Metazoa; Chordata; Lepidosauria; Squamata; Lacertidae
Gene: TOPAZ1
Product: testis and ovary specific TOPAZ 1
Biological process (GO): spermatocyte division
Molecular function (GO): metal ion binding
Source: RefSeq, a predicted model, not a curated record
CUUCAGCGGCACGCGACGCCUGACUCUCGCGCUCGCGAGGGAAAGCCGUGCGCCUCCAACCCUCCCCGCGCGGCCUUUUUUUAAAAAUCCCGUCCCCUCCCGAGGCGGAUCCGCGGAGCCACCGCCCCUCAGGCCGCGCGUCUUUCGCCGCCUUGAGUUCGCUCGCUCCACGCGGUCGCCUCUUAGAGCGUGUGAGUGUGUGGGCGGGAAGGUGGGGAAAAGGGCGGGAAAGGAGGGCGGUGGCGGCGGGCCGGAGUCCGAAGGCUUGCGGUCGGGCCUACAAAAGAGCGUGAGGGGGGUGGGGUGGGGUGUGUGGCAUGCACGCACUGAGGGGAGGGGAAAACGGGAUUUCUGAGGGGGGCGACGGGAAGUGGCUUGGGGGUCGCGGUGCUGGUGUGUGGGGCGGGAGGGGAGGUCAUUCAGAAGUGCGGCUUCCCCGGUUCUCUUACUGGUUCAGUGGCAGUUGUUUAGACUCGGGACCGCGCAAUUUCCGCACGUCUGCAAAGCGGCUGUGGGGGCUUCUUCUUUCUCGCUUUCCUACUGAAGGGGCUGCAGGCCCUAAAGUACCUCAAAAGAAAGGGAUAGGCAGCUAGGGUUAAAUCAGUUGCUAUCUUUACACGCAAUAUAUUAUACAAGUCUUUGCUUUCGCGGCCUGAGGAAGACAAGUUCCUGUGGCAGGGCCCUUCCAUCUUUUUUUAAUUAAAUUUGAGCGUCCUUUGGAAGCGUGUGGGUUUUUCUGGAAAAAAUAUUGUAAUUUUAUGUCUCUCUAGAUUUGGCAAGUAGGUGAGCAUAAGCUUCAAGUGAAUCUGAGAUUUAUUUAUUUUUAAAAAAGAGGAGAGUUGUAGGUGAUAAAACAUAUGCCUGUCUCUAGAAAAAUAUAACUUUUUUUUAAUUUAAAAAAAAGCACUUUGUUCCAUUAGUCCAUGAUGUGCAAAAGAGUAAAGAGCAGCCGGAUUGCUUGUUGCCAGAAAUAGGGAUGGAAGCUGAAAGGGCGCAACCAUCCAGCAGUCUAGAUCGCUCUCAGAAAGAUGAGAGCAGCUGCAAGGAAAAGUCAUUUUCUUUGUCGGCUAGUAACUUAAGCAACCCGAUUGUUCUUGGUUCUGAAGUACAGUUAAGGGAGAAGCAGCAGCAGAGCAAGGAAUUUGUCUCUAAAAGAAGGAAGGGGCAAAGUACUAGGGAAAGGAAUGCAAUCGGAGCAGACUGUAAUUAUGAUGUGGGCAUAAAAUUGAAAGGGGAAAUGGCUUUGGUGGAGAGACGUAAUUCAAAGAAGGCUGUCCGGAGUAUGGCGGAUCAGCCGAAUGAUUCUUCUUCUAGAGUUUGUUUGCAAACUAAAUUGGCAUCACGGGUUAGAAAGAAAAGGGAGAGAUCCUUGCUGGGAAUGGAAUCUCAUGACAAAGAUACGACACCGGAGAAAAAUAGUCUGAGUUCCUUGUUAGAACCUGAACGAAAAAUCCAAAGUUGCAUGAAGAAUGCAAGGAGCUUGAGGAAAAAGCACAGCUGUUCCUUACUAAAACCAGCUCUUUGCUUAAUGGGAAAGGAUAGGAGUUCUGUAACAGGGCUAGAAUCUCAGAAAGUAACUAGGGAACUGCAGAAAAGUGAAAGCUGUUCUGAACUGGGACCACACCAGAAAACAUGGAACAUGAGGAAGAAGACUAAAUUGGUUUUGCAAGAGCAAAAAGCUUUUAGGAACCCAGAGAAAAGUCAAAGAACAAAUAGAGGGUGCUUGUCUUUUAAAUUAAAGCCUGAUAUACAGAGCGUAAGCCCGAGAACUUUGGGAGAAAGUGAGGAGAAUUCAUCUGUUGCAGGGAAUCUAGCAAAAUUACAUGUAGGUGCAGAAGUUCCAAAACAAAAUAGCAAAUGCCUAUUGAAGUAUGUGGCAAAUCUAGAAGAGAAUGGAAGGUACAGGAACACUGCAGAAAAAAGAAAGCAUAAAAUGGUAACCCGAGCUUCUUUGAAAUCAGUGGUGUGUGAAGAUGAUAAUAAGAACCUGAGCUGGACACCAGAGAAGUCUGUUUCAGAGGUUCCUGGGUGUAGACAAGUGAUCUUUGAGGAGAAAAUGAUGGAUUGUGGACCCACAGAGGAUCUACUGAUUACCAGAGUACAUGAUAGUAUUAAGAAACAGAGAGAUGGAAAGGAUGAAAUUGUGACUUCAACUGAACUUAAAAAAAAGACCAGAACAUCUAGAGAGCAAGUCCAUGAACUUUCAAGCAUACAGCAUGGAAAAGUUCACAAGGCUGGUCUGAGUACUUCUCAAGAUUGCAAUAUACAAAAUCUGCUAGAGCAGUCUGCAAGCCUUCCAGUAUCUAAAUCGGAUGAGACUGAAAGCAAAGAUCCUGUCAUCCCUUGUUUUGGAGCGGAUACUUCCUUGCUUCCUGUUACAAAUGCCAAUUCGCAGCUUUCUGACAUAACAGUAGCUGAAAAUGUGGAAACAAAUGCACUGGUAGUGCAGCAAAAUGAAGAAUGCAAAUGGUUUUCUAGGCAUAAUACUUUGCCAUAUACAGUAGAAAGGACUACUAUUCCAGUAGUGAGAUUGCUUGACUGUCGUUACAUUAAGGCACUCUUGACACCUACAAAUUUUGAGACCACCCAAAGCUGUAAGGUUCACUCUGGAUCUCUGCAUGUUGCACUUGAUCAAUGUAAGGUUUUGUUCUCUAGCGGGGGUAUGGGCCAGAACGAUUUGAGUUGCAGCCCUAAUAUAGUACAAGCUGGACAAUCAUUUCCAGAAAAAAGCACAUUGGUUGAAAAAGAGAUGUGCCAAAAUAUUAAGAACUCCUCAAGAUGUCAAAAUAGAAAGCGAUCCAGGGAAAGUAAAAUGUGUUUAGAUUUCAAAAAGUUAAACAAAGGGGUUAAAGUGCUUGAGGAUCUGGAAAAAACAGACCAGGAAGCUUUCACAAGUGUGAAUAUACACAGUGAAUGUGGAUUACAAAUGGAGAGUAAAACUGCCGUAAGAAGUUCAAUGAUAUUGGAAAACCCAGUCUACAAUGAAACAACUUUAUUGUCUUCACUUGGUCAUACACCUGAUUUUGUUCUUGAGCAGGCUGUUCAAAAACCUCAAAAUAAACGUGCCAAAUUAUCUUGCGGUACAGAGAUGAGCAAAGCACACUUUAUCACAUGCAGUGCCAUUGGUUUUGAGAAAUCAGAGAUUCUUGAAAAGGAAAAUGAGUUAAGCAUAAUAGAACCACAAAUUUGCUGUAGUAAUAAAUUGGUUGAUAAUUCUAUAAGGGAGACAUUAGUCAGUCAAAAAAUUACCAACCACAGCAAUAAUGUUGCUGGCUGUAUGAAAAGAGAAAAAAGAACCGUCAAAGAAAACACAAUACAUAAAGUUAGAAAGAAAUUGGAGCUACAAAGCUGUCAAAGAGCAGUACCAAUUUCUGGUAAAAAUGUUUGGCCCCAUGAAUCGUGUGCUAGAACAUACUUGUGGUUUGGUAAAAAUCAUGCAUCAGACUCAAAAAGAGAAUUUUUAAGAGUUUCUGAUUCAGUAAUUCUCUCUGGCCAAGCAGAGCUACAUAAGCCAUUGGCUUGUACUGUCAAAGCUUCUGCAUAUAAGGUAAUGGGUCAUAAAACGCAACUUCCCAAUGAAAACCCAACCUCAGAAUCUGUAGUUGAUACAUGCAAGGCUCACUCGGCUACUGCUAACGACAGCAGAAGUUCCUCUAUGGGUAUGGAGGAGAGACCUAAACAUUGCAGAUCUUCUAGCACUAAAAAUGUAAAGAAAUCAAAAAGAGCUUUAAAUUCAUCAGCAAAGGAGACUAAAAAUAAAGGAAGUAUAGCAAAGAGAAAUAGUUCUAUAGAUACUCAUAAUGGUGUUUGUUCCGACAGUGGAAAACAUAGGAAGACCUCAGUUCUCAAACAAGAACCACUAAUCAAAGGGAACCUAUCAAAUUUCAAAAUUCCUUUACUGAAGGAUAAAAAUGAAUCCAGAAAAACAGAAUAUACUAGAUUGUCAAGAAGAGAUGUUUGCAGUCCUUUGGACAUCCUAGAUUCUACUGUGUCAGUGAAGAAUGCCAGAGCUAAAGAGACCUCGUCCAAUGUGCAUUCUAGACAUCAGUUCAAGUCAAAAGAAGUUAAUGGAAUUACUGUCCUAGAAGAAAAUGCAGACCAAUUUGACAAGGUUCUUGAAAGCCUUUAUAAAGAGACAAGUGUUCAUAAUGAAGGUGUGAAGACUUCCCAUGAGAGAGAAUUGGAAUUAGCAGAUUUGAAAGAUAAUCCUGACGCUUUGAGUACUGGUUAUAUGGAGAUUCAAAACCACAACCCUUCUGCGGUGUUGGAAGUGCCAACUAAUGAUGAAAGUAAUUACAGCAAUAACUUUGCACAGGACAAAGCUAACUUCUCUGCAGAGGUUGUUAAGGCUUAUGAAGAUGAUGUUCUUGUGAUUGAUGUAAUUCAGGAUGACCCUGAUCUGUUUGGAGAAACCAAGGAAGAAGACAAAGGGCAUUGUACCCAAACCAACUUGAAUGUCAGCAUUUCCAUAAAGGAAGAAAUGGAAGUAGAACCGGAACCCCCUCAGCUUCCACAGAAGAGACAUUUGGAUUGCUGUCCAAGAGAAGAUCCCAUUCAGUAUGAUGGAAUAUUGGAGUCUUUUACAGAUGUUGGUGUUCCACUGGCAGAAGUUGAUGGAAGUAAAUCAGAAUUCCUAUGUGGAGGCGUAGCUGAAUCCUGUUUUGAGGAUGGGCAGUUGAGCGAAUCAGAUGAUGUUUUAAAGAGUUCUAACACAAAUGAAAAGUACAAAAUUUCAACUGUGAAAGAAGAAGCAGAGAUUCAGGACACUGCAAAAAUUGAGAGGGCUCAAUACAUUGAAUCUAUGAGCCAUGAUCAUCAGCUAGAAUUGACACUUCCUGCUAUGAAAACUGAUCCCCGGCAGCAAGUCACAGCAGUGAAACCGUGGGUGCAUGAUUUCAGGUUCUCGGGGAAAGGUCCUCUUUUGCAGCCAUCAUAUCCCAACAGUUUAAAAAAAAAUGUUAUGACUUACCUAGGAUUGAGUUAUCUACCCCGUGGAGUCUGCAGAAUUCAUUUCAAUACAUUGAAUGGUUGUCAGAGAGCAAAUUGCCGGUAUUCACAUUCACUUGCACCAAAAAAUGAAAAGCUUUUCACUGAAAUACUUAAUACAUAUAUAAGUAUUGGUGAAGAGGUUUUGUUGCAGCGUGCAGCCCAGGUAUUUACAGAUUACUGCAGAAAUGCUGUUCCUGAAAAGCACUUGGAUUCACAAAUACUAAAUAACCUGCUAACAUCUUUGCUCCAGUGCUGUUUGCUGAAAGAAUUAUUUCUUGUAUUCCACACCAGCAUAAUGAUUAAAUUACUGCCAACUGUAGACAUUCUCCUCAAUGUCUUUGAACAAGUGGCGUCCAUGAAACUAAGAGUCUUAGUGCCUGAGUUAAUUGACAUUUCUUGUAAGCUUUGUGAUGGUGGAAUGGUUUUUAAAGACGAGCACAUUGGCUGCAUCACCUCAUUUCUAAACCAACUACAAGUUUCCAGUCAGGAACAAGCUAUUUUUUUGUCCAGAUUUCAGGCAAGACAUUUCCAUAAGGCUAGCCUUUGUGGCUUGGAUUCAGCAAUUGCAGAAUUUCAGCAUUGCAAAGAAAAAGGUGACUGGGCCAAACUGGGAACUUUAUACGUUAAUGUGAGAAGUGGAUGUGAAAAUUUUGGUGACCUUGAAAAGUACUCAUUGUGUAUUGCUAACAUCUUGACCGAUUCAGUGACAGAAGAGAGACCAGGCGUUCCUUUUUGUGAAUUUGCAGUUGCAGUUAAGGCUGAUCCUUGUCACAAUGAGACAGAUACAACUUUAUUGGGAAGGAUUGGUAUCGGUGCUAUGUUUUCAUAUUACAAACUGCAGCAGUGGCCAAAGGCCAAGAAGGUUCUGGAUACGCUUCAUGCCUUAAAGAUACAUUUCACAUUUUUGAAAGGACUUCUUGGUCAGGAGAGGUUGGCUUCACGGUGCCACAUUGUUAACAUUGCUGCGGAAAUAUUUCUCAAGUGCAGGAGCCUAAAUGGAGCAUUAUGGGUAUUGAGAGAGUCGGAAUGGAUAAUAAGUACUCUAACAUGGCCUUGUGAUCGAAUGGAUGUCCUCAAGAGACAUAACCUGCUAUAUAUAAUAGCAUCUGAGUGCAUUGCAAAGAGCCGUUAUGGAGAAGCAUUUGAAGUCUUGCAAAAUCUACCAGGCUUCAGGAAUUCUUGUAAUAGUUUGGAUGUAUCCCAGUACAGGAGUUUAUUUAAUAAACUGCUAGGUGCUUCUUUGGAAAGCCAGAAGCUUCAAAUAUCAUCUACUGUAGUAGAUUUCAUGCUUGCAAAGAACAUUCCCGUUGAAUUUGAUUUACUUAGAGCAUUAAUCACAGCACUUGGAAGAGGCUGUUGGUGGCUUAAAGCCAGAGCACAUUAUAAACAUGCUUUAGCAUUGGGUUGCUACCCACCACUGGAAGGAAAUCUUCACCGUAAACUUCUUCUGAUUCCCUCUUACAUGACUGAGAUUGAGAUGCUGUUAGCAAUUGAAAUUUUCUUGGUUUCUAAUGCUAGUAGUAUUCAGAGUCCUGGUGCUUCCAAUCAAAUACUUCAAAUAGUACUGAAAAGAUGUGAAGGCAAGGAUGAUAACUAUCAAUGUGCAGUGGAGAGGUUGAUUCAAGCUACUAACAUAUCUACUCCAAAGCUUUUCAUAAAGCACUUCACAGUAAAUAGUGGCACGGAGCAAGUGUGUGGUUUGGAAAACAUUUGUGCACUUGAGUGGUUGAAAGAGAAUAUGAAGUGGGCAGGAAAAGUCUGGCUUUUUUAGUCAUUGAUAAGACUUCAGUUAUAGUAAUCACUGUUCAAAAUAAUGAAUCAAUAAAUGGUUUCUGUUGUGUUCAAACUUCCCAUUGUUAAUUUUAUAUAAUGCAGUUUUCUAGCUUGUUUUUUAUGUUUUAACUUCAGUAACCCAAAUAACUGUUGCGUUUAACAGGCUCCUGACUUAGCAGAUACUUGUUUUUUUUACUACAAAUUCAAGAUCUACCAACCAGUUGCUAAAGACAUAGAAUUAAACUGACCACAUUUGGAUUUUAGGAAUUUGUAGCAGAACUGAUCUGCUACAGUCCUUUUACACAAGUAUUCUCUUGGUUAGCUUUCUUCAUUUCAGCCAUCUAAUUUAGGUGGGAAAAGUUGUUUCUGUUUGUUUGCCAAUUUGCAAAUUACACGGAGAUCUUCCGGAAUAAACUAAUCUACCUGCUGCAAGCCCUUGACAAUAAGCUGUGGAAUCCUGCAAAGUACUUGGUCUUUUUCCUAAUACAAGAA